Ostrea edulis (European flat oyster) is the source of this 7729-nucleotide messenger RNA. Its product is annotated as NFX1-type zinc finger-containing protein 1-like. The record is from RefSeq and is a predicted model, not a curated record. Bases 1222 to 6813 code for a protein of 1863 amino acids. Gene Ontology annotation, molecular function: zinc ion binding; helicase activity. The transcript has 3 exons. Gene Ontology annotation, cellular component: nucleus; nuclear RNA-directed RNA polymerase complex. NCBI's taxonomy places the organism in Eukaryota, Metazoa, Mollusca, Bivalvia, Ostreida, Ostreidae. Gene Ontology annotation, biological process: regulatory ncRNA-mediated heterochromatin formation.
ACGAAAGUAUGUGUAUAUAAAUAGCCCAAGAGGAAUUUUUAGGGAAGGAGUCAGUUCAUUCGAUAGAGGCCAUUCUUCUCGUAUGGUCGGAUAUGGAGUUUCCACUUUUCUUUUCUAAUUAGGACUAAUUAUGGAAGGGCGGUAUGUAUAAAAUUUCGUGUAAUUUUUUUCUUGGAUAUUAAUUGGCAUAUGUCGGUAGUUGUAUCGAUAUAUACAUUGCUAUCUCAAGAUUUCGAUAUCAAAGAAUUUUUACAUGUUUCCACACUACGCUUCUGUAAAUCCCCUUUUUGUAAUAAAAAUUCACAGCCCAACUAAAGUAUGUCUAUUUCCAUUGCCUUCUUACAUGUAGCCGCUAAUUUUCAUGAUUUUUUUUGUGUGUGUGUUUUUUUGUUUUUUUUUAUGAAUGUGAUAUCUGUUAUAUUAACGGAUGAAUCUGUAGCUCUCUUUGUCUAUUCCCUUUUUUCACCCAGUUUAGCAGAUUAUGAGUUAUGUAAUGGUUAUAUUUUAAGCACUAGUAUUUCUAUCAUCUUGAAUUUGAAAUAGAAUGUUCUUGUUGAAGAAUUACGAACCAAAUUUAUUUCAUCUACAUUUUAAGUCAUUAAAGAUACCAUUUUAACUUAGAUCAAUAAAUUUACACCCUGACAGUGAUUGAUUUAUUGGACAAAUCUCCGUCUGUGAGGCGUUACAACCUAUAUGUACAUACAUCAUGAUCAUUUAAUAAGGCUUCAUAAAACGGUUAUACGCCGACAUGAAGCGAUGCAUUUCGUACGCUGAUGUAUUUUCAAAAAAUUAGCUUAUAUUCAUAUUCUACUUUCAUUACUAUCAGAAUACCUAGUCGUUAAAAUAAUCAUACUAUAUUUAUCUGCAUGUAUUCACACGCGCAUUGUUCACAAUUAAACGCGUUCAUAGGAAAAAGGCUAGCAGUACAAUUUGUAGAGAUAUCAAAGAUAACAAUGGAAAUGUAAAUACAUGCAUAUUAAAGUAUAAUGCUAAAUAAUUUAGUUCAUGAUGAGACAUUAAGAAUACGUGUGAUUAUAUAGAUUGGACUCGGAUUUGUAGGUCUAUAAUACCUAUACCACAAUCAUGUCUGGUUUUGACCAAGACUCGAAUUCAUGAACUACCGCACACAAACGAGGAUUCACCAUAUUUAAAGUCACAUUAACAAGAACUGAUAGAUAUAAAAAGGUUAAAAAAAUAUUCACAGAACUAUUUUAUAUACACAUGCUUAUAAAAGAGAAACCAACUGUAAAACCAUUUCCUGCAUUGUAUUUUUGCUUUGUGAUUUUAAACAGACGAGGAGGUGGAGCUAGAGCGGGACGGCCAGGGGGCGGAGGCGGUGCACGUAAAAUUGAGGGGCGACCAGAGGGGUCAUGGAAGUUAAGAUGUGGUUACCGUCGACUACAAGAACUGAAGAUGAAGUCUCCCAACGAAGUUUUGAUGACACUCAGUGCACCAGGAACUCGUUUGAAAGAGGCUCUUGCAGAUGAUGGUCACGAUACCAACAUGAUAGCACUGAUGCUUAGGUGCAUUGCUAAAGCUUUGGAAUGUGAGUCUCAGCGCCAAGGAACUAUAGCACUAAUAUCCACAAUCGAGGGUUCACAUUUUUUGAAGUAUAAGCUGAUGGAGUUCAUGUUUGGCCUAACUGCAGAUGAAUUUGAACUGCUGGAGCACCAGGAUGCGAUUAAAGAUGUCAUAACCUUGUUUAUUGCGUUUGCUCAAAAUAUGCCACACAGUAUUUCAACCAUCCUCGGAGUAUUUACUACCAUUGAAGCUGUGGUUUCAAAGUUAAAAAUCACGGGACAGUUAAGUAGCAGUCUAGAAGAAGCAUUUGAAAUGUGUAAAGAACACAAAACGGAGGUUAUGAAACCAAAACCUAAAAAGCAAAACAGAGAGAAAAGAUUAGAGAAUGAAGAUGAACAAGAACCAGAGAACAGUUUUAGAGAGAUGAAUGUGUGCCCGCAGACUGUCGACGUGACAGCAGGUAUGGAACACAAUCCGUUUUUGCGACGUAAUAAAGCCAGAGGAGGAUACAGAGACCUUGAGCACUACUUAGAUAUUCAGUUCCGUCUUCUGAGAGAAGAUUUUAUUUGUCCCUUGCGUGAAGGUAUUCAGCAAUACAUCGAGGCACUGCACAAUACAGGACAAGUCAGACGUUUACAGGAUCUUAGGAUAUACAAGGACGUACAAAUUCUAUCCCCUAUCUGUGAUCGCUCUGGCCUGUCAUACAGGGUCUGCUUUGAUGUAGAAAAACUCAAACGUGUGCGUUGGGAAUCCAGCAAACGUCUCAUAUUUGGUUCUCUCGUUUGCUUAUCCAGAGACGGAUUUCGUACAAUGCUAUUUGCCAGUGUAUCUAACCGAGACAUAAAACUGAUAGGGAAGGGAAUUAUUGAUUUGAAAUUCGAAAACACUCAUGAGGAAAUGGCAGCACUUCCUAGAGAUGCCAGAUUUGUCAUGGCGGAGACCACGGCUUACUUUGAAGCCUAUAAACAUGUCCUACGUGGUCUGCAGAACAUGAAUCAAAUCCCGUUUGAAAAAUACAUUUUGAGAUGUGAAACAGACGAAGUGAAACCACCAUUGUAUUUGCAAGGAAGAAGGAAUACAACUUAUGACCUUCGUCCUCUAGUUGAUAACGAUAUUGUUCUACAAGGGGAGAAAAAGUUAAGAAAUCUAGGAGUUCCUGUCUUGCGGGAAACCACCUACAAUUUUAGUCCCUUGUCUGCCAGGUGUAGGAGUGUGAAGAUCAUGGAUUUUGAUGAAUGGCCACCAGCAGAUCAUCUUUCGCUGGACGACUCGCAGUAUAAAGCAGUGCAGAAGGCUUUAACAAAUGAAUUUGUUAUCACCCAAGGACCUCCUGGCACUGGGAAGACAUACAUUGGUCUUAAAAUUGUAAAAGCUUUGCUGCACAAUUACAACAUAUGGAACACCAAUGUGGAAGGUAUUGUUGACCAUAGACCAAUGCUAAUUGUUUGCUAUACCAAUCAUGCUCUGGACCAGUUUCUAGAGGGAAUAUUAAGUUUCUAUCAAGGUGACAUUUUGCGAGUAGGAGGACGGAGCACAAGUGAACAGCUGAAGAAGUAUAACAUCAAUACUUGCCGAAUGAAUAUGAGGAAAGCAAGGGCAAUCCACGGUGACAUCACCAGAGAAGCUCGCAGAAUUGGCUGGGAGUUAAAUCAAAUCAGGGAAGGUAUCAACAAUAUUGCAAUGAAAAUAGAAAUUGCUGAAAGAGAGGUCAUACACGAGGAUUAUAUACAAACGUUUAUGGGGCCAUUUUACAAUGACCUUGUACAAGGACUUGAGCAAUAUGUUCGUCUUCAUGAUCAAACUAUUUCUCUCAAACGAAUAAAGAAUUCGUCAGCUAUUGUGGAAUGGCUCGGCUAUGGAACACUUUUACAGAUAGAACAUGGGAAUUUUGAAGUUCCACAAGAACAAAUGAGACAAGAAGUGGAUGAAGACGGAGAUCUUGUCGAUGAACUGCAAGAACAAGAGGAACAUGUUGAUGUAUUUGACGAUGUGGACCAAAUGGUGGAAAUGAGACAACUGGACAAUGAAGAUGAUAAUGAAAUUGAUUUAGAUGAUUUAGAAUAUUUUUCUGAUCUUGGAAUUCCAGAUAUAGAAAGGAAAUUGGCGAACAUCCAUAUUAGGACAAAAGCAACGGCACUUAAUGUUUCAGAAAUGGAAGUAAAUGGAGACAACGAGGGAUGGCAAAUGGAUAGACAACAAAAGAAAAGAAUGAAAAGCAAAUUGCGAAAAGAACUUAGAUCUACAAAUCGCAUGUCAGAACGAGAGUUUCAGAACCUUAAGAGAAUGGGUCAUGAUGUUUGGAGUUUGACUCAAAAGGAAAAAUGGCGUCUUUAUCGAUAUUGGACACACAAGUUCUGUUGCACUUACAGAGAACAGAUCAGAGGAAAAGAAGCAGAGUAUGAAAGAAAUGCAACCCGUCUAAAAGAAAUCCAGUUGCAGGAAGAUCAGCAGAUUAUGCGCUUGGCAACAGUGGUUGGGAUGACAACUACAGGGGCAGCACGAUACCAGUCAGUUCUCCAAGAAAUUGGUCCAAGAGUCAUAGUCGUGGAGGAAGCAGCAGAGGUACUAGAGGCACACAUCAUAACAACACUGAGUCAAGGUUGCCAACAUCUGAUUCUCAUUGGUGAUCAUAAGCAGCUCAAACCAAAUCCAACAGUUUACAAACUCGCAAAAGAUUACAACUUAGAUGUGUCUUUAUUCGAAAGAAUGGUGAAGAAUGGAAUGCAGUGCGAUUGCUUAAAUCUUCAACAUAGGAUGCGACCAACAAUUUCAAACAUGAUGAAAAUUAUUUACCCGGAGCUUAAAGACCACGAGGUUGUUAAACGUUACCCGGACGUCAAAGGAAUUUCUGAGAACAUGUAUUUUAUACAUCAUGAUUAUCCCGAAAGUAACGACGAGGAACAGAAAAGUCACUCCAACAUGUACGAAGCCGAGUACAUCGUAGCCCUUUGUCGAUACCUUAAACUACAGGGGUACGAACCGGAGCAAAUCACGAUUUUGACUUUAUACUCUGGUCAGCUUUUCCAACUGAGAAAAUUGAUGCCAAAAAAGGAAUUUUACGGCAUACGAAUCACAGUGGUAGACAAUUUCCAAGGAGAGGAAAAUGAUAUCAUCCUGUUGUCUCUAGUACGCAGUAAUGACGAAGGCAAGAUAGGAUUUUUGAAAAUAGAGAAUAGGGUGUGUGUUGCUCUUUCGCGCGCAAAAAUGGGAUUUUAUGUGAUUGGAAAUUUAAACCUCAUGGCUGGAAACAGUGAUCUCUGGAGGAAAGUUAUCAAUCAUGUCAAACAUGAAAAAUUAUUUGGAGAAGGUUUGCAUUUAUACUGUCAAAAUCACCCUGAUGACAAAGGGAUUCAUGCAACUGAGCCAGAGGAUUUCAAAAAGGCUCCUGAAGGCGGAUGUAUGAAGCCCUGCGAACACAGGCUUCCUUGUGGACACACUUGUUCACUUGUCUGCCACGUAAUCAAUGCUGAUCAUAAAGAAUACCAAUGUAGGAAACCUUGUCAAAAGAGAAUUUGCAACGUUGAUGACCAUAGAUGCAGAAGAAUGUGUUACCAAGACUGUGGUGAAUGUUCAAUACCUGUCAGCAAAACUCUGCCUUGUGGUCAUAUACAGAAUGUUCCGUGCUCAACAAAACCAUAUCAAUUCAAGUGCAUGGCACAAUGUGAAACACGACUUCCUUGUGGUCAUAUGUGCCAGAGUUUGUGCGGUGAACGGCACACUGAAGUUUGUCAACACCCAGUGAAAAAGACGUUUAGAUGUGGCCAUGAUGUGCAUGUACUUUGUUUUGAACAGGAAUCGGCUGUUUGCCCAGAACCAUGUAGUCAAAUGUUAUCUUGCGACCAUAAGUGUAGAGGAACGUGUGGUAAAUGUCUUAACGGUAGACUUCAUGUUGGAUGCAGGAGUAAAUGUAAACGAACACUCGUUUGUGGCCAUAUUUGCCCCGAUAAAUGUUCAAAGUGUCCGCCUUGUUUGACGAUGUGCCACAACCGUUGUGUACACAGUAGAUGUACCCAGUCAUGUGGAGAAAUGUGUAUACCAUGUGUAGAGAAGUGUGCAUGGAAUUGUAAACAUUUUCAGUGCACUAAAAGGUGUUAUGAGCCAUGUGACCGUCCUCGGUGCAAUAAACCCUGCCGGAUACAGCUAGCAUGUGGACAUCGAUGUAUUGGUCUCUGUGGAGAGCCUUGUCCAAAGAAAUGUCGCAUUUGUAAUAAAGACGAAGUUACAGAAAUAUUUUUUGGUUCAGAAGAUGAAAUAAAUGCAAAAUUUGUCGAGCUGGAGGAUUGCGGUCACAUUUUUGAAGUAGAGGGGUUAGACUAUUACAUUGAGAAUUUCGGGAAAGGAGGGGGAAAUGAAGAUGCUUCCAUAAAACUUAUUGAGUGUCCUAGAUGUAAGACUCUGAUUCGCCGGAAUAUGCGAUACGGAAAUGAAGUGAAAAAAGCAGUGUUGGAUAUUGAAGCAGUAAAACGAAAAAUAAUUGGGGAUAGGUUACGCAUACGGAAAAUGCAACGUGACAUUCCACAUCAAAUCAGAGAAAUUGCGAAAGAAUCAGGUGGCAGAGAAAUGAGAAGGAUUUAUGACCAGCUCUUUGAAACAACAGUUGAUGAGAACACAUUGGCGGCAGUGAAGAAUCAAAUUGGAUUCUUGAAAGCGAUCAACAACAUCGAACACGACUGGAAGAAACACAUACGUAACAGUGAUCUAAAACAGAUGUAUGAAAAAUAUUGUCUCAAAGACCUGGAAUUUUUCAGAGAAUGGACCCUUGUGACGAGGAGGUAUUUCACAGAACAAGAACUGGUGGACGCUGAGGACGAAUUAGUUCGUCUGAAAUCAUUUCGGCUGUUCAUUGAAUAUAUUGAGAGAAUGAUUAAUAUUCGAAAACCGGCAACUGGUGACCUCAAGAAAAAAUUGAGUAUGGUGGAAUCUCUUUUGAAAGGAGGUAAAAAGUUAAGUCUCGAGGAGAAAACGUUGUUGAAAACGGUGUUGGAACAACUGAAAGAGAAGUAUCCUGCUAGUGGACUCGGGGUGUCAGACGAGGAGAGACUUGAAAUUGUUAGAGCGAUGGGUGAACAGAAGGGCCACUGGUUUAAAUGUCCUAACGGCCAUCCCUAUGUGAUAGGAGAUUGUGGAGGGGCCACCAUGGAGAGCAAAUGCCCAGAGUGCGACGCUAGGAUUGGUGGAGGCAGUCAUCAACUCCGCAGUGAUAAUCAGUUUGCAGGGGAGAUGGAUGAUGCUCAGCAUCCCGCAUGGUCUGAGGCUGCAAACCUGAUGAAUUACCGGGGAGUGUUUCUUUGAACUAUUUAAUGUGUACAGAGGGUAUGCAUACAUUAUAAACUAAUUAUAUUUAGAUGAGCGUGAUAGUUAUGAAAACGUGAUGGGUUUUUUGUAUAUCGGUUGUUGGUAUACAUUAAACUAACCACAUGAGGAAGAAGACUAGAUAUUCAAUUAUUAUUUAUUCCCACUUCGACAUGACCGAAAGAAGUGAAUGAAAGACAGUUUGAUUUUUGAUUGAGCAAGCUUUAUAAAUUUAUGCUUUCUUACUAUUCAAGUAGUCACAUGUCUGCUGGUGAUCAUGAAUGUUGUGAUAAACUUUUGUAAGAUCUAGAUAACUCGUAAGAUAUGCGCAGUGUAUGGGCAGUUUGUUGACAGCUGAAAUGUUACGUAGAUCAGUAACUAUACUUGUAUAGUGUGAAGUAUUUGCAACAAACCUUUGUAUAAUUGCAUUUAAGAAAAUUGCUUUGUUUUUAUACUCUAAUAAUUUAAAUUGAAGCGUAUAUUUGAUGUGAAGAAAAUGAGAAAGAUUAUUCAAUUGUAUAUGUGUACUGGACACUAUGAUUUUGAUGUGAUGUCCAAGAAUUGUGAUGCCGUUUUAACAUUCUUUUUUCUAUUUUUUUUUUUUUUUUGGUUAUAGGUUUGUUAUAGAUUUAUUAUAGGCCUACAUGUAUCUUGUUUAGCAGAAUUUGAACGACAAAGCUGAUAUCUUACUAGGAAUUACGAAAUACCAGAAAGAUUUUCAAGUGCUUGUUAGAUAGAAAGUUAUCAUAUUAAGUGUUAUAUUAGAUUCAAAUCUAAAAUAGAAUUAGCAUAUAAUUGCAGCUAAAAUAACAUGUUAUAAGUACGCUCACAUUGUAACGUGAACUUGAUUUUUAAUAAUGGAAUGAUCCCACCAACACAAUAAAUGUACAUCUUUGAAAUAAACUUUUAUCACAUU